AUGUCCAAUGAUAACUUGGCGAUUGAAAUCGACCCUCCGGACGAUGUGGAGUAUGAUGUGGAAGCAGGCUUCAACUCUUCCACAUGCCAUUUAAUGCACAAUUUCGAAGAGGAACGUCCAACCUCUCUCGUAGCCUCCAUAAAGGAAAGUGCCAUUAGCUCAAAGCGAAAACUAAAAUACUACUGCUCGUUCAUAUGCACCCCAAUCAAGAAGUUGUUAUCCACUUUCAAACUACUCAUCAUAAUCGGUCUUUACUCAUUUAUUGGCGCUCAUAUAUUCAUGUACUUGGAAGUUCCAACUGAUUUAGAAGCAAGAGAAGAUGGAUUUCAUCAAAGAAAAAUAGCGAGGGAAGUGAUGGUGCUGAAUCUCCGUGCAAUUUUCUACGACAACCGCGAAGAUCGCGAGGAACGAUGGAAGCAUGCCAUUUUGAAGUUCGAAGAGGACAUUGGCUUAGAAGAACCUGUCAUUGAAACUGUAUGGACUUUUUGGAUGUCUUUCCUCUAUGCAGGAACUAUUUUCACAACAAUAGGAUAUGGAAACAUUGCAUGUAAGACGCGUGCUGGCCAGAUAGCUACAAUGGUAUAUGCUUUUGUCGGAAUUCCGAUCAUGCUGGUGAUGCUCACCUCGCUCAACAAUUUUUUGUUAAAAUGGAUAAAACUUAUUACGAAUGGAGUUAGUGAUAUGACGCUUUAUAUUGGUGUUCGCUUGGGAAUAACAGUUAUUCGGCAGGACGAAGUCCAGAAGCGCCUUCGCUACACAAAACUUGCCAAGACAAUGAAAAGGUGGAAACUUUCAAAACACGGAGCUCCAAGUAGUAUAGCGAUUAGCAAUUCGGAAGAAAACCGGUUAAAUUCAACACCUGAAGACGACGAAGAAGAGGAAGAAAUUCAUCAGGAUCCUCCAGUUCUUUCGACUCUAAUUGCAACUGUUGCCUGGAUUAUUCUUUCGGCUGCUGUGUUUUGUCUUUUUGAGGACUGGACAUUUUUCACCAGUUUUUAUUUUUGUUUCAUCUCUCUGACAACAAUCGGUCUUGGAGAUGUGACACCUGCUAAUCCAGAAUAUAUGAUUGCAACAUUUGGAGUUGUGAUUGUCGGUUUAUCAAUGCUCACUGUCUGUAUCGACGUCUUACAAGAAAAACUUGCUCAAAUGUAUAUGGCUCUACUUCAGAAGUUAUUGACAGAGUACAUGGAAGCUGUGAAAAGCGGAGACCCAAAUGCUGCAUCAGCUAUGAUGGCUGGUUUUCAAGGAAGGGCAAAGUUUUUGAUGCCGUUGAUUAGUAAAAACGAAGGAGCAAAAGUUAUGGAUAAGUUCAAACAAGAUUGUUCAAAGAAGGGAAUCGAUCCACCACCGGUUUUAACAAAUAUCAACCCGGAGACCGGAAUGCCAGCUUUUGCAAAUGCUCCGAAAGAAGAUUUUAGAGAUUAUAUUGAAGUUGCAGAUGAAAAAUUUGCUGAUGAACAACAGAGGCUCUCUCAAACCCCGUUAUCAAAAUCCACCGACUUUUUACAAUCACCCACACCACGUCCAACUGUCACUGUAGCUGUUACUCAAACAGCUAGACCACAGGCAUGCGUAUCACUAGAAGUACAGGCUGGAACCACAAUGGGAAAGUUCCAUGAUUAUGGAUCACAGACACAGACGGAAAGUUCUGACGAAGGAAUUCAGACGGAUUAUAGCAUUGAUUUUGAUGAUGAAAAAAACAAGGAGCCAGAGAAAGUUAUGGCGGACAUUGGCACUCAAUAUGAAAUCGUUCUAUUAACAAGUAUUGGAAUUCAACCAGAAGUCUCAUCAAUUUAUAUUGGAGCCGGCUUAUCUGAUCAUUCGGACGAAGAAAGUGGAUGUGAAUCAGAAGACGAUUCGGAUGACUCGGAUGUAUCAUCCGAUGAGGAAAGUGAACUUAAAUCUUCUGCGAAAUACAAAGAAACACCUCUUCCAUUUGAAGUCGAAGAUCCAGGAAUGAUGUCGCUCGGAUUACAGUCUCCACCAAUUGAAAUAACUCCCUUCACGGAUGAUGAAUCAGCUGCAAGCGACGCAAGAAGUUCUCCUGUCCCACCAACAUCUUCCAAGCGAUCCAAGUUGACACCAAAGACUAUAAAAGUUGGCAAAUCGUUAUCAAUGGACUCGACUGAUACAGUUAUUCAUGUGAAACCAGUUGGCGUUAAUGAUGAUGAGAAAAGAAGUGAAGAAAAAGAAAGUAAAGAUCAAGAAACAAAUGAUGACCUAAAAACUGAAAGUGGACAGGAGAAAAAGAGAAGAAAGAAAAAGAAGAAGCUUCGUUCAAAGAAGACAAGAGAGCAUGAGCUGAGAUUUUUGAAGAAUAGCGGAAAUCAAGCAUCUCCCCUUCUUAUGGAUUGCUCUACACAAUAUGAGAUAUUUACAGUGGAAAGUGGGUCGCAAUACGAUGUGAAAGGAAGAAGCCGAAAAUGUCAGACAAAACUUUCCAGUAUAAAUCAUGAGCAGUUACAAGGGAUUCGAGAAACAGUUCAAAAGUUGAGAAGAAGAGAAAGUGAAAUGAGUAAGGUGUCGAAUGUUUCUGAAAGUGACUGGGAUAGUGAAACUGGAAAAGAACCGGAAGUCGCUGAAAUCAGUUUAGAUCUUUCUGUAGUUGCUCUCGGAGUUGAUGAAUCCGGGAAAGUUGUUGAUAUUCCUAAGGAAGUACCUAAAGCUGUUCAACGACAUGAAUCAUUUUCACCAACAUCGGAGCUCACCACUGCGUCCGAAUCACUUUCCGCUGAGAAAGUACAUCUGGAUUCAGAAGAUGAGGAGUUAGAAAGUCUUGAAGAACUCGAACUGUAUACCACAGACGCCGGAAUUCAGACUGAAACAAAGGUCAUGCUGGACAAGCAAGAUAAUGCAACUCCAAAGUUGCUGGAAAUUAUUAAAAACUGCAGCACUCAGACAACAUUCAGCACAUUCCACAUUCCGCAGAAGGUAUAUGAGUCGGCGAGCACCUCAAGUGACGAGGAAGAUCAUAAAAACGAUGGUGAAGAUGAAAAACAGAAGAAAUCUAAACAGGAAGUGUUCUUUAUGACCAACACUGGAGUACAGACGAUGCAUACAUCGUUCCAUAUUGAUGAAAAACCGAAAUUUGUUGAAGAAAAUCUUCAAACUCAAAAUACCCACGACGGCAUAAAAGAACAAAGUGCCGUUGAUGAAGAAAUGCCUCUGUUCUUAAAAAAUUCGGAUUGUCAAACCGUUGAAGUAAUAUCAUUCGAAUGUGCCACAUCAACAGAGAAUGUUAGUUUUGUUGGAGACGUUGAAACUUCUGAAGGAUCCAGUCAGACAGCCAUGCAAGUUUCUGAAACUGAAGUACAAACAAUGCAACAAGAAUUUGUGGUAGCAACAAUGCAAACCGACGAGCCACUGUUGGUAUCUGAUGAGUCACAGACUGAGCAAACAAAAUCUUCGGAAAUUGAUUCUCAAACUGAUCCACCAUCCACAAAAUCAUUUAUAUGUCAGACAGAAUUGAUAACAAGCUCGGAAGUUGAAGUUCAAGCAGUUCGAGCUGUAGAGUUUUCACUUGUCGAAUGCCAAACAGAUGCGCUAAAUCAUGAAGAAGUAGAAGUUCAAACAGAACUGGAUAUUUCGGUUUCGCAGUCCCAAACUGAUAAUGUUGAUGUAGGCCACAUUGAAAUGCAAACUGAUAUGACAAUAACAAAUGCAUCGGAAUCUCAAACCGAUGUGCUCAGUGUAGGGGACACGGAGAUGCAAACAGACGAGAAAGAAAUAUUCACAAUAGAAUCGCAAACCGAACAACCAUCCACAGAACUGCAAGAGACUCAAACUGACGAUGUUUCUUUUGCUGGCGAUGUUCCAACAACCGACCAAAUCACACAAUCGGAAUCUGCUCAAGUUUUCGAUUCUGAAACUCAAUAUGCUUUAUCCAUAGAAGAAAAGGACGUCCAGGCAACGCCAAUCUCAUUUGAAACUCAGACACAACAUUCCAUUGAACUUGAAGUGAAAUCUUGCCAAACCGAAGGAGUUCGAAUGAAAAACAAAAAGAGUCAGGUAUUCUGGAAUGCUAAUUCAAUUGAUUUACCAAUAAUCUUUAUUCGUGUGAUUCCCUAUUUCCAAAAAAUUUGUUUAGGUAGAAGACGACUCAAUGCUGUCAGUUCUCAAAAUAGAUAGUGAAAGUCAAAUAGAAGUGGACGUUUCGUCCAUUAAUCUUUCUCCAAUUAGAUUAGAUGUCUCCAAUAUGUUCACAAUGACAGAGCCAGGAGCUUCUGAAGAGAAAGAAGUACAAGUUGAUGAGGACUGUUUUGAACCGGAGGAAACUUCACGUAAUUAUUAUGCAGGACCGCUUUGGAGUGAUUUUGAUUAUACGCCGGUGAUAGGCGAAGAUGGGGAAGAAGUUAUGGACGGAGAGACUCAGACACAGGAUGGAAGCGAGCCAGGUGAUCCAGAAUUUGAUGAACAGAGAGGACAGGAACAAGAAGAAGGUGAAGAUGAUAAAGAAAGAGCUCAUGAUCAAACUGCUAUCGGUAGAUCAUCUCGUAGAAAGAAGAUUAGAAAAAGUCAAUGCAUCUCAUCAGAAAACUUGCUGGAAACACCUUCAAGUGUCCAACAAUCAUCAGAUAGUCUUGCUUCUGAAUCAGCAGUUCAAUGUUCCCCCGAAUCAUAUGAUAUGAAAAUCCAAACGUCCAAGUUUAAAAAGAAAAAGAAGGUUGAGAAGAACAUAGAAGCCAAGGUUGAAAUGAGCACUUCAACUGUGCAAGCAACCACUGAAAUGUGCGAGCAAAGUGCUGGAAGCAUUGAAGACGACUGGCUUCAGGUGAAUCAGCACCACUCGGCACCUUCUAUUUCACUAUUGCAGCACUUCUUCUAUGGGCAUAUCUUUCUGCAGAGCAUGUUUAAAAAUUAACUUUCAUUUUCAACUAAUAAGCUUCUACUGUCAAGUUUAAUAGAAAAAGGAGAGAAGUCAAAGAGGAUUGAAGCAAAUUACAAGAAAAAAAAGCUUUUAGUUGUCUAUUUUCUGGACCGUCUUCUCUUCCUUUUUAAAAUAAAAUCUCCGUAACCCACUUUUUUCAGGUGUAUGUUCAAGAACUCGAUGAAGAACGUCGAAUGCGUAUGUCAGACAUUGGCAUACAAACCGGUGUUCUGGCACGUGUUCAACACAUUUAUACCCGUCCAAUAUCUGAUGAUGUGGGACCAUCUUCAUCUGCUCCAAUCACUCUUCGAAAGUCUUCCGACUCCUCGGAACACAUAUCAACGAAAACUGCGAAAAGCAGCGAAGAGUCAUUGGCGCCAUCCGCUUCCGGGACAGCGCUCUCUGCAGCUGAAUCAAUGGAUGAUCAUUUAUGGCCAGAGAGAGCAAGUCCAUUUGCAUCGAGGCAUGGCUCAUUGAAGAGAAGAACGAGGGAACUUGAUCCCGAGAAAAAGGGGGACAAAACAAAUAUUGUUCAAGAUCUACGUGCAAGAUUUGAAAUGAAAUCUCCACCAAAAUCACCACCGAAAGAUGAUGAAGAAGGAACAUCUACGGAUCCCAAACAUUUCUUUUAAUUCCAAUUAAUUAGUUCUAAAUUUGAUUGUUUGCCAUAUGCCUUAUCUCAACUUUUAAUAAAAUAUUGAAUUCAGGGAAGAUGUUUAAAACUGUUAGUGAGUCUCUCAUAAAGACCUAAUUAACAAUUGAAAAUUAGUUUUCUCCUGAAC
Messenger RNA from Caenorhabditis elegans, 5649 nucleotides. It is a transcript of the gene twk-11, whose product is annotated as Potassium channel domain-containing protein. The record is from RefSeq and is marked reviewed. Gene Ontology annotation, cellular component: membrane. The transcript is spliced from 17 exons. Lineage: Eukaryota; Metazoa; Nematoda; Chromadorea; Rhabditida; Rhabditidae. Gene Ontology annotation, molecular function: potassium channel activity. Gene Ontology annotation, biological process: potassium ion transmembrane transport. The coding region runs from base 1 to 4128 and encodes 1375 amino acids.